This is a messenger RNA of Populus euphratica (Euphrates poplar), 1681 nucleotides long. RefSeq names its product 3-dehydroquinate synthase. The transcript has 7 exons. Gene Ontology annotation, cellular component: cytoplasm. Lineage: Eukaryota; Viridiplantae; Streptophyta; Magnoliopsida; Malpighiales; Salicaceae. Bases 167 to 1498 code for a protein of 443 amino acids. The record is from RefSeq and is a predicted model, not a curated record. Gene Ontology annotation, biological process: aromatic amino acid biosynthetic process. Gene Ontology annotation, molecular function: 3-dehydroquinate synthase activity.
AACCAACAUCUCCUUUGGCCUUCGCCUACCUACCCUACUCCUGUCCUCUCUUCUCUCUCUCUUCAAACUCUUACCAUGACUCACCAAACCCACACACUUUCACGAAUCUGCACCCCCGCAAACCUCUCUCCCUCUCUAACCCAAACCCGGAUCCGCAUCCAAACUCAUGACUUCCACGGCCAACACCAUCUCCCUCUCCCUCUCCACCACCCACAACCCCUCGUCUCUCUCAAAACCCAAGUCCCUCCCCGAUUUCUACCUCCGAUUCCGUAACCAAAACCCAAAGUUAACCCGGGUCGGAAUCUCUGUAACAAACCCGAACAACCGAAUUAGAACUUUAUCAACAAUCCGUGCAAGUACAGCUUCAGUGAUGGAAGCGAGUUCGAAAGAGAAAUCUUUGCCCACAAUAGUGGAAGUUGAUUUGGGUAAUCGGAGUUACCCGAUUUAUAUUGGAUCGGGGCUAUUGGAUCAACCCGAGUUGCUUCAAAGACAUGUCCAUGGGAAGAGAGUUCUUGUUGUUACUAACAGUACUGUGGCUCCUUUGUAUCUUGAUAAAGUUGUUGAUGCUCUAACAAGAGGGAAUCCUAAUGUUUCUGUUGACAGUGUGAUUCUACCUGAUGGUGAAAAGUACAAGAAUAUGGAAACGCUUAUGAAAGUGUUUGAUAAAGCUAUUGAGUCAAGGUUGGACAGGAGGUGUACGUUUGUUGCGCUUGGAGGUGGUGUGAUUGGUGAUAUGUGUGGAUUUGCAGCGGCAUCUUUUCUUCGAGGGGUUAACUUUAUUCAGAUUCCUACAACUGUUAUGGCACAGGUGGACUCUUCUGUUGGAGGCAAAACUGGGAUUAACCACCCACUCGGGAAGAACUUGAUCGGUGCAUUUUAUCAACCUCAAUGUGUGUUGAUAGAUACUGACACGCUUAAUACUUUGCCAGAUAGGGAAUUGGCAUCAGGGCUUGCAGAGGUUAUUAAAUAUGGGCUUAUUAGAGAUGCAGUGUUUUUUGAGUGGCAGGAGAAGAAUAUAGCAGCUUUGAUGGCAAGGGAUCCAAGUGCCAUGGCUUAUGCCAUCAAGCGUUCAUGUGAAAAUAAGGCUGAGGUUGUAUCCUUGGAUGAGAAGGAAAGUGGACUAAGGGCAACUUUGAACUUGGGUCACACAUUUGGCCAUGCAAUAGAAACAGGAUUUGGGUACGGUGGGUGGCUCCAUGGAGAAGCUGUAGCAGCUGGCAUGGUCAUGGCUGUUGACAUGUCAUACCGCCUUGGUUGGAUUGAUGAUCUGCUUGUGAAGCGUGUCCACAACAUCUUACAACAGGCGAAGCUACCCACUGCUCCGCCAGAUACCAUCACCGUGGAAAUGUUCAAGUCUGUGAUGGCGGUCGAUAAGAAGGUAGCAGAUGGGUUGCUAAGGCUAAUCCUUUUGAAAGGUUCCCUGGGUAAUUGUGUGUUCACCGGUGAUUAUGAUAGGAAGGCACUCGAUGAAACACUUCGUGCAUUUUGCAAAUCAUGAUUCCCGUUCUCGCUGGGUUCUGGGCCCAGCUGCAUAUGAUUGAUGUACCACCAGAUGUGACGUGUAUUUUAAAGGGCUUGCCUGUAUGCUUUACCGUGGUGGCCGUAGACGGCAGACUGACAAGUUGUAAUAUUAGAAAUUUGUCACCAAGCAAUAAAGCUGAUUCUUAUUUUCUUUCCUUUA